Ostertagia ostertagi is the source of this 2241-nucleotide messenger RNA. The record is from the annotation of a GenBank genome assembly. Lineage: Eukaryota; Metazoa; Nematoda; Chromadorea; Rhabditida; Trichostrongylidae.
AUGCAUCCACGCACAGGGAAAACUAGCAGCACAAUGCCCCAGGUUUUACCCCAAAUUUGGAAUAUUCGUGGCUUACCUGUCACAACUGCUGAUACGAUGUCGGCCUCCGGAUACGUGAAGGGCCAAAUCACGAGGGCAACAAACGCCCUGAAGGAAAAACUGACGGCUGCGGAACAAACAAUGAUUGAAUUCUACGCUGUCAAGGACUCCAAAGAAGAUCUCGAGAAGGAUUCAAAGACGGUAACAGCAUGUAAGCGACAAAUGUUAGAUAUAGUAGUAGGUUUGAACCAAUGGGUGGACAACUUGAGGAGCGCUUGGCAAAGAGGAGAAAAUUAUAUCAAGGAACUAGAAGACGAAAAAGCACGCUUCGACAUACUUCAGGAGUUCAUGGAUCACUGGGAAGCCAGUCGAGCCGAGCAACUUAUAGCAAAUGCGCAAGUACUGGUUAUUACAGCUGAGUCUAUAAAAGCAAACCUGGAGAACACUCCUCCAAGUGAGGAGAAACUGCAAGAUAAACAAUACACGAAACAUACUUCAGGAGUUGAAAUUCAACUGCCUAAGUUGGAAAUACCAGAGUUUGAAAGGAGACAUGAGUUCUGGGAACUGUACUCCAUAGCCGUACACAACCAUCCGACAUUAGGAGCGGCGUCCAAGUUUCUACACCUUAAGAGUAAGCUUAAGGGACGAGCCGGAGACCUGAUAGCUUCCAUGAGAUUAUCUGCAGAGAACUAUCCAAGAGCAGUAGAGCUUUUACUUAGUACAUAUAAUAGACCAGACGUUUUAAGGAACAGACUUGUGGAACAACUAGAGGCGCUGCCUCCAGCAGGAAAAGCCGUAACUGAUCAACGUACUACAUUGUGCAAAGUAAAAGCUAUAUGGGUGCAACUUGCUAACUUGAACGAACAGCCCGGAUCGACAACAACCAUGAGGAUAAUUCGAUCUAAGUUUCCAAGAAAGACAAGAGAAAGGGUUGGGGAGAUGCGGAGAAAAAAUGACAACUGGACUGCGGAAGAUUUACUCGAUGCCUUUGAUAAAGUCAUCGACCAAUUAGAAAUUAUGGAGGAUACGGAUCCAACACCUACAGCAACGUCAAAGUUAUGCGUUGUAGACAACCCGCAAUCUAGUUCACGACAGUUCAAUAAGUCAUCGCGUAGAAGGCCGUCAACUCAAAGAAGCUCAAGCUCACGUAGUGAUGGAUCACAAAGAAGGAGCUUGUCAAAUGAAAAGCGGACAGGAAAGAAACAGCUACGGUGCAGCUUUUGCCUUCAAACUAGGCACAAAACUGCAUAUUGUGACGAAGUGGUAUCACCCUACGCAAGAAGGAAGAUAGUAGUGCAAUCGAAGUUAUGCUGGAAGUGUCUGAGGGCCGGACACCAAAGACUGCGAUGCGACGCACCCCCAUGUCGGACUUGCGGGAGAAGUCAUCACUGGUCCCUAUGUCUUCAAGGGACUUAUUCUCCACAGUCAAAGCCAAAAAGCAAAAAAAACCAAAAACCCUUCCCGAAAAUAGUCCAAGAACAGGCUGAAUGGAAGGGAAAAGUCAGUAGACAGCUCCUCGUCAGACGCAAAUCCAAGAAACGAGUUCAGAACAAACUCAAGAUCUCCGAGUCCAUAUUCAAGAGGACGAUCACCGAGAAGGUCCCAACAAGCCCAAAAACAGAGGACGAAUCAGACCGAUUCUCUGAUGAAAUAGACGACGAAGGGACUGAAGCAUCCCUAACCAAUGCAGUACACAAAAGAAAAAGUACCAGAAAUGAAAACAGCGAAACCCUGUUCAAUCCACCACGUCUUCAUUGUGUAGUGAAAGCACUAACUCUCAACAGGAACACAAAGAUGAAGCAAAUCUUAACAAUCGUGCUCCAAGACAAAUCGAGAGGCUAUAAAACCAAACUGCAUCUGUGGACACGGAAAACAAUUACUACAGUAUCCGCACAUACAGAUGGGAAUGACGAAUUCGACAAUAGCCGACGCCAUAAUGAAAGAACAGAGGUUGACGUCCUUAUAGGAAUGGACUACUACUGGGAUGUAGUCGAUCACAAAUGCAACCGACAACUUCCAUCAGGGCUAGUCCAAUCCAACACAAAACUUGGACCUGUUUUGUCUGGUAACGCAUCACCCGCUUCAUCCCGAACCCAUUCUGUUUCAGACACAGACCCAACAGAGGACCAACAAGACACUGCUGAAGUGGAACGCUUAGUCCAACGUCUAUUCGGGCUAGAGUCCAUGUGUUUCCAGAGAUGA